GCGAAUGAUAGUGUGGCAGAUACGCUGAGUUGCGCAUACAACACACAGGUCGCAAUAUGGGAUAUAAAAAAAGGUUAGGAUACGGGACGUUUUUCACCGUAUUAAUUGUAUUACUGGCGAUUUAUUAUCGUAAUACCGAGAAUGUUCUGCAAAAGCGAUUGCUAGCCUUACUGCACGGCCUCGAAAGGCUCGAGAACAAACACGUCAUUACUAGGAAGCCGAAAGUUGCUGUAGGUUAUGGCGUGUGCACCGACGUCUUCAUUGACGCAAAGCAUUUACUAAAAUAUUCGGAUGAGAUCGGCCGACCUGAGCAUUUCGACGAGAUCAACACCGAGCUCGAGUUGCUCAAGAGCUUCGCCUAUUAUUUUCGCCAUGGAGCCGCGGCCGAGCGUUACAUGGCGAACAGAACUUUGUUCGAUGAGCUGGUUUUAAAGGCACGCUCGUUUCCUUCAUCCUACUCGACAAUCGGAGGCAAUGCGGCGGUUAUGGCAAUGCGAUUCGCGCGGGAAGGAUGUGACGUGACUCUUGGGGCUAAGCUGACCACAUCCUUACACCAGAUGUUUCCGCAGGUGAUAAACAUCGUAGGCGGUGAGGAGAAACGCGAUGAUAUCCAUCUCAUCAUGGAAUACAAACACGGCGAGGUGUGGGGUCCUUAUUCCAGCGCGAGAGCAAACAGAUAUAUCGUUCACAACGAUGUGAAUAAUCCAAUGAUCAGCUCGUUCAAUGCCUUCGACAAGGUGCUGGAAACCUACGAUCCCGAUUUACUUGUAGUCAGCGGCCUUCAGAUGAUGGACAAUUAUCCAUUUCGAGAAGACAAGCGCAAGAGCCUAUUGAUGAACGUAAAGAAACAAAUGAUUGAUCGGUCGAGUUCCACGAAAAUCCAUUUCGAAAUGGCCUCGUUUGCCGAGGACAAACUGCUCUUCGAGCUGUGCGACCUGGUGGUUCCGUACGCCGACAGUUUGGGGAUGAACGAACAGGAAAUAGCGAACUUGUACAACGCCAUGUACUACGGUAACAUCUCGCUGGUGGCCAAUUCGACUCCGCGAGUCGCGACAGUGCUGGAUCAGAUGCGAACGUUGUUCAAACUCAUACGCAUGCGAGGCAAGUCAAUCGCGGACUCCAGAGAGCUCACGAGGAUUCACGUGCACACGCUGGCGUAUCAAGCCAUAUUCACCGUCAAGGAUUCCAUCUGGAAGAAUACGAUGGCUGCCGCGGCUAAAGCAUCGCUGACCGCACAUAGGCACGUAUGCGCGUCGAGCAGCGUCGACGUGAAGAAGGCAACGCUGAUCAUGGACGACAGUUUCUCGACGUCCAUCAUCGAUGGCACACGAAUUGCGCUGAACAUCGACAAGCCGGUUUCCUGUUGGGACGAGAUACUGAAACUGGAGCAGGAGAUUAUUUCUAUUCAAGUGUGCGUCGCGCCCGUGUUGGUUUGCACGCAAGCUAGUCAGACGGCAGGUGGUGGAGAUAACAUUUCCAGCGCAGGCCUCGUACUUCAGAUCUGAACUCCAGAUCUGAACUCCGGAUCGAAGUAUAGACACACCGAUUGAUGGGAUUGUUUUUACUGCACCACUGCGUUUGUUGUUGCAAAUCACAUAUUCCCUCUUUCUCUUUCUCUCUCUCUCUCUCUGUACGCAUAAAAUGAACAAAAAUCCUACAGCAGGCCUUUACUCACGUUUGCAGAACGGCGAUAUCGCGCAAACGAUCGACGUUUAUUCCACACUGGUUUUUUACAUUCCAUUCGACUGCAAAAACAAAAAAAAAAUAGACUGAAUACAAGCGACGACUUAUUGCGCCUCGCUGAAGAAACGAAGCACCAUUUAAUUCUUUUAUGCACUCGUGUGCGUUUUAUCGAAUCGUGGACACUCUGCCUAUUACCGAUAACGAUUGGUACUAACGUCAAUGUUCGUGGACAUUGCAUUGUUACUCUCGUACUUGUAGACUAAUUUUAAUCAAAAGAAAUUUACUUCAGUACUUUACAGUACUGUAUCAUAUAAGCUAAUCGCAGUGCUGUGGUAGAUUAAGUGUUUUUAUGAUUAAUGAGGCCGUCUCAAAAAGUCUUGAAAUUUUUUCAGUGCUGAAAAUGAAUAUUUAACCAUUGAAUAGAAUCAUUGACAUUAAGCACGGUGUCAGAAAUACCUUUGCGAGACAGCCAGUUUGCCUACUAAAUAUUGCUGCGGAUUUUCAUAUACAAAUUGCUGCUUGAAGAAUCGGGCAUGCUUGUUUCGGAGGUAUUUAUCAGUCUAACAGCUCUGAAUACAUUCAAACAUUUGAGGCAUUAAGGUAUCUCUGACACUGUGCGUACUAUGUGACUCGUAUUUCGAUAGCAAUAAUUCCAACAAUUUCGUAGUAAUAGAUUUGUAGACGCUGACUUUGAAAAGCAGAGCUAAUGUGAUAUUCCAAUAAACCGAUUGUAAGAAAAGAAAGACUAUUGAAUAACGAGACAGAAUGCAUUUUUACAAAAAAAAAAAGUUUAAUUUCAAGAAAUAUCGCAUAUAAUUGCAAUGUACGAUCUUACAUUCCACUUCGGAUCUUUAGAACCUUUACAUAAGAAAAAAAAAAAAAAAUUAGGAU
Linepithema humile (Argentine ant) is the source of this 2574-nucleotide messenger RNA. Its product is annotated as ADP-dependent glucokinase. Gene Ontology annotation, cellular component: endoplasmic reticulum. Gene Ontology annotation, biological process: glucose metabolic process. The record is from RefSeq and is a predicted model, not a curated record. NCBI's taxonomy places the organism in Eukaryota, Metazoa, Arthropoda, Insecta, Hymenoptera, Formicidae. Gene Ontology annotation, molecular function: ADP-specific glucokinase activity.